This is a messenger RNA of Homarus americanus (American lobster), 4237 nucleotides long. RefSeq names its product integrator complex subunit 3-like (gene IntS3). The transcript has 14 exons. The coding region runs from base 114 to 3323 and encodes 1069 amino acids. NCBI's taxonomy places the organism in Eukaryota, Metazoa, Arthropoda, Malacostraca, Decapoda, Nephropidae. Gene Ontology annotation, cellular component: cytoplasm. The record is from RefSeq and is a predicted model, not a curated record.
GACUGUGUAUUCCACCGCGCCAUGGCUGCGCGGCUGUUGUGAAGGCUGUGCAAGCUUCCGUGUGACAUAUAAAUUGGAUUUUCUUACGGAAUUAGGACGAUUAUGCAGUCAAAAUGACCACCGAGAGACCCGUAACAUCCCGGUUAUUUACCACGUCGGUCAUCGAAGGCCGCAUCGACCUAGAUGAGAAAUAUGAUAAAGCGUACAACACAGUGAUCAACUUAACCCGUGGCCUAACCGAAGAAGAGUCACAUCACGCAUUGAACAAAUCCUUAGAUGACCGCAAAGUUCACGACGAGCUCUGUCUGGGUCUACUAGUGAGCAUCCUUGCCGACCCAUCCAUAGCCUCAAGACACUACCAUGACCUGACUCUUGUGUCUCGUGAUUCACUAAAAGUGGUGACUGAGACGCUAAUACACCAGAUUAUUGGUGAGCGAUUUUCCCGGUUGUCAGAGAGCACAAGAAGACAGCUCUUGUGGCUGGUGCGAGAACUUGUCAAGACGGGCAUAAACAAUGUGGAGGGAGUUGUAUGGUGCCUCCUCAGACAAAUUGCCGGUGGGGACGUUUCACAGAAGAAUAUAUGGUUGGCUGAAAGUUUAGUAGAUAUACUAAGAGAAAAUAGACCAUGGCUAGACAAGUUCCCAGUGAUUGUCGCAUCAGUUUCCUACACAUACUUACGCAUCCUUGAAGAUCACCAUGCACCUCAGUUUGCAAGCCUUAGACAGAAGGAGGUUAAUUUUGUGGUGGGCCUCUUGAGAGAACGUUUUCAGGAUUGUUUAAUGAUUGGACGGGACUUGGUGCGGCUUCUUCAAAACAUUGCCAAGAUCCAGGAGAUUGAGGCCUUUUGGAGAGACAUGAUCCAUAACCCCACUUCUCUCUGUUCAAGUUUUACUGGAAUUCUCCAACUCCUUCAAACACGAACAUCAAGAAGAUUCUUUGUGGUGAGGCUAACCCCAGAAAUGGAAAAGAAGAUACUGUUCUUAUGUUCAGAUGUUAAAUUUGGUAUGCAGAAGAGAUACCAAGAAUGGUUCCAAAGACAGUACCUGAACACACCUGAGAGCCAGACGUUGAGAUGUGACCUCAUUCGUUUUAUUAUCGGCUGUAUCCACCCACCCAAUGAGGUUCUGUGUUCAGAUAUUAUUCCACGUUGGGCUGUGAUUGGGUGGCUUCUUUCUUCUUGUACAUCUCCUGUUGCAACUGCUAACUCUAAGCUGGCACUUUUUUAUGACUGGCUACUAUACAACACAGAGACAGACAACAUCAUGAAUAUUGAACCUGGCAUUCUCGUAAUGUACCACUCCAUGCGGCCACACCCAGUUCUUACCACCUCCCUCUUGGACUUCAUCUGCAGGAUAAUUCCAAAUUUCCAUCCUCCAUUGUUGGAUAAGGUUCGAUCUGGAGUACACAACUCUCUUAAACAAAUUCUUGAAAAGAGAGUAGUGCAGUCACUUGAUCCACUCUUUGACAACCGCCAUAUGGAUGCAGAAUUGCGGAAGCUCAUUCGUGAUACAUUCCCUGAAUUCUGUUCAAACUCUGGGCCUGGGGAUGUGAAACCUGAAGACUUUGUUGCCCCAGUAUCUUCUGCCUCUGUUACCAGAAUGGACCUCAUAGUUGAAACAGGUCUUGACUUUGGAACCUCACCAGUCAAUAAUGACAGUGAUGUAAAUAAUAGUAACCAUAUUGGUGAGGACGAUGCCAUGUUUAGUGAUGAGGAGGAGGAGCCACCGACCACAAAGGCUACUCCUCCACCUGCACCUCAUAAGGUUAAAGUGGAGGAAAUCUCAAAUACUGCCUCCACUCCAGUGACAGAAGUGGUGGAGGUGAAAACCAAAGUGAAUGAUGUGAGUAGUGUGGAGGAAAAAGUGGACCUGAGUAAACACUUAGACUAUCUGGAGAGUGAUAUGAAGACUAUACUGCUGGAUUUUCAAAAUGAAAAGGACACCAAACAAAGAUGUGACUUCCUACAAAAGUUAUGUGAUUUGAUAUUUAGUGAUGACCUACAUCAGGAGGAGGCACUCAACUUGGCAACUUGCCUCUGUCACCUUUUGGCUGAUGACUUAACACCGGGUACCUCUCUUCUGCCUCAGGAUAUUUCUGCCGAGAGUAUUCAAGAGAGCUUAGGGCGUCCUCUGUACGUCCUCUUUGACAACCUCAUCACCCUACCGGAGGACGAUCGCCGGAGACAACCUCUGCUACUACUUUUAGUGGAGAUGCACAAGAUCACCCUUCAUGUGGGCUACCACUUUUUAUAUUUUCUCAAGGCUUCUAACAUUAAGACAGAGAAAGUUCAAGAAAAUAAUGAGUGCUCCAUCCUUACCUACCGUGACUUGUGCAAGGCUGCAGGACAGAAGGAUUUUUCUGGUUUUAUCAUUAAGGAUUUGCGGCUGUGUAGUGAAGAUGACCCUCGAGUGUUAAGUUGGAUUAUUCCCGAUAUAUACAACAGUUUUCCCAAACAGACAAGGGGUAAUGCAGAACUAUUACAAUUGGUGUUAGAACGAUUAGAUUCAUCCCAACUACAUGAUUUGGUUUGCAUGGUACUCCAGGGGUCUUUGCAAAUGUUUGACAACAGCUCCUUCGCAGCGAUAUUGGAAAAGAGCUUGCAAUGGGAGACAGUAGAACAGCUAUUUCUUUGGCAACUUGCAAAAGCCCAUGAGAUUCCUGUGGAUUGUUGUUUGUCUGUGAUGCCCAAGCUCAAGUUUACCUCACAUUCUGCCACUGUAACCAACACUCAUGGAGAGGCUCUUUCCAACAUCCUAAUGAUGCUCCGGAGAGAAUCCCCAUCCGAAAUUCUUCUGAGAACGUUGCUUCUACGAGAGUUUAGAGUGGAGGAUCCAACGGUAGCCACCAUCUUGCAGUAUUGGGUGCAGCGAUAUGAGGAUAAGAUGGCCAAGCUCAUCAACGACGUAGUCAACAACAAACCACAGCCAUCACCAAAUAAACGUAAACGGAACACAACUACAAAAACCAGUGCAGUGCCAUUGGACCAAGUGUUGUCACACCUUAACCACUUGAGGACAGCUUGUGGUCAAAUAACAUUUUUUGCAUUAGAAACAAUGCAAGACGCUCUACAAACUGCUCAAAAUCAGUGCAGUGAAACUCAGAAGAAAAAAUAUUGUGACCUCUUUGCCCUCAUUGAGGAAGAAGAGGAAGAAGAACCAGCACCUGAACCUCAAAGAAAAACCAAGUCCAAUCGAGGCAGAAAACCAAAGGGUCGGAAAAAACAGGAAUCAGAAAGUGAAGAAGAGAGUAGUGAGGAAGAAGAUGUGAAGAAGCCAUCCAGAAAGCGGAAAAAAAAUAACCAGGUUGGGUCAGACAGCGACUAGCCAUGGCCACCAUGGUUUUAGCUGAAAUCAGUAUAGGACUGAUUAAAGUCCUAACAGGACCAGCAAAGUUGAUGCAGGACUGGCUAAGUCACUGUGAUAUUGGCUCAGUCAUCGGCUAAGUCACUGUGGUACUGACUUAAGUUACUGUGCACUGCCAAGUCAUUGUGGCAUUGGCCAAAACACUUUGAUACUGACUCAGUGACUUUUUGUACUAGUAAGUCACUAUAUUACUGGCUAAAUUGCUGGUGCUGGUCAAGUCACUGUUGUCCUGGCUGAAGCAUUAUGGUACUGGCCAUGUCACUGUGGUACUGGCUAAGUUUCUAGCACUGGCCAAAUUACUGUGGGACUGGCCAUGUCAUUGGUACUGACUGAGUCAUUGUGGUACUGGUUAAGUCACUGUGGUACUAGCUAAGUCACUGGUAUAUACUAAGUCACUGUGUUACUGGCCAUGUCACUGGUACUGACCAAGUCACUGUGAUACUGGCUAAGGCACUGACAUUGGCUGAGUCACUGUGGUACUGGCCAUGUCACUGGUACUGACAGAGUCACUGGUACUGGCUUAAGUCACUGGUACUGGCUAAGUCACUGUGGUAAGAGCUAAGGUCAUUACGGGACUAAAGCCUCCGGGAACAAAACCCAGCACUCUUCAUCUGUGAUGUGAUAUAGUGGUAGCCUUAAUUUUCUUUUAAUUUUGUUUUCUUUUUACAAUGCGUCAAGUGAGAGGCGAUGCAUUAAUUUCUUCGUUGAGAGACUCAUUUGUUGUCUCCAGUGUUAAUUUCCCCUUAACUGAGCUGUGGACUCCGGAAAACUUUCCUCAGGCAAAGUAGACAGAUUUUAAGGAUAUUGUUAAACAAUUUCCUCAUGAAUGUACUCUAGUUUGUGAGACAGUAUCGGCAUGUGUGUGUGAUGAAUGA